Molecule: messenger RNA, 5931 nt
Organism: Carcharodon carcharias (great white shark)
Lineage: Eukaryota; Metazoa; Chordata; Chondrichthyes; Lamniformes; Lamnidae
Product: lactase-phlorizin hydrolase-like
Exons: 18
Coding region: 1-5931 (1976 amino acids)
Biological process (GO): carbohydrate metabolic process
Molecular function (GO): lactase activity
Source: RefSeq, a predicted model, not a curated record
AUGGUACCAGGGUUGUCUGUUGCAGAACUAAAAUUACCAUCUGAUUUUAUGGUAAUUGCUGGUCCGUUAACAAAUGUCCUGGUGAAAACAUUAGCAGAGGAUGAAGAUAAAGAACAGAAGAUCAAUUUUCCUCUAGAAGAAAAGAUUCAGUACUUUUGCCAGGACCCUCUUCCAAAGCAUCUAAAAGAUCAUCUUUCUAUUUUACAUAGGAAAGGAGUUUCCCAUUACAAAGUAAUCCUUCCUUGGACUAGUAUUCUGCCUGAGGGUACACCUGAGAAGGUAGAUCAUAACCAAAUAAAAUGCUAUUCAAAUCUCCUAAAUGAAAUAAUAAUUGCAAAUCUCAAGCCUUUGCUGGUUCUACAUGAUAAUGACAUCCCCCAAGGACUGAUUGCAAAGUACGGUGACUGGGAGAAUGAGGCACUUGUUGAUUCAUUUGUCAACUAUGCACGGUUUGCUUUUAUAGUCUUUGGAGAAAAAGUUGAAACCUGGAUAACAUUUGAUGAUCCUUUAGAGAUAAUAAAAUCUGAACAUAAGCUACAGCACAAUGGAUCUUCUUCAAUCAAGAACAUAAUCCAUGCCCAUGAAAAGGCUUACCAAAUUUAUCACAGUGAGGUGCAAUACAAAGGAGGAAGACUGUCUAUUGUUUUGAACAUUAAUGAUAUGAUUUCUACAGAUGAUAUAUUCCGGCCAUUUCAACAAGUUAUCAAUGAGGGAAUGGUGGACUUGAUUGCUGUAACUAUACCACAUGAUUGUGGACCAAAUCGUAAGAUUGACCCCUUAGGAAAUGAAAUCUCAAAAGCAAAUGAAGAUUCUUUAGAGGAAAAGCUGACAAAAAUCAAGAGCAUCAGCAAAUUUUUACAGAUUUUGAUCUUUAGCUUAGACUUUUCACAAUGUGCUGUUUCAGCUGUAGGCAGUUCAGAGCUUUACCGAACGGCACUCACUGGAAUUAUAAAAGCUGUAAAUAACAAUAAGGUGCCAAUUAUUGGCUGUGAUGCCAAUCACUUCCUGGACAAUUUGCCAUUGUAUUACCAAACAAGCAACUCGGAUAAUGACAGUAACUUUUCUCCAGUGGAAGAAGGAAACAAGCCUCAGUUUGAAGAAAGUAACAGCGAAAUCUACCUUCAUAGAGCAUCUCCCCAUACAUCUUAUGAAACUGUAUGGAAGAAGUUUUCUCAACAAUCCGAAACGGAGAGGGACUCCUUGCUGUAUGGCACUUUUCACAGGGCUUUCUUCUGGAGCACAGCUACCGCCUCAUUUAAAAUUGAGGGAGGCUGGGCAGAACAGGGGAAAGGAGAAAGUAUUUGGGACAGGUUUGCUCAUGAAGGAAAAAUCGAAAAAAACCAGACCGCAGAUGUUGCCUGUGAUAGUUUCAAUAAAAUUGAUUAUGAUGUUUAUUUAAUGAGAGGUUUACAAUCUAACUCUUAUAAGUUCUCCUUGUCAUGGCCUAGAAUUUUCCCUACAGGCUACCAGGCCAAACAGAACCAAGCUGGAAUAAACUAUUAUAAUAAAUUAAUUGACAGUCUGCUGGAGUCCAACAUUCAGCCAAUGGUGACUCUAUACCACUGGGAUCUUCCUCAAGCUCUGCAAGACAUUGGUGGAUGGCAGAAUGAGGACAUAAUAAAAGCAUUUAGUGACUAUGCAGAUUUUUGUUUUGCUACCUUUGGAGACCGUGUGAAGUACUGGAUCACAUUUAAUGAGCCUUGGGUAGUUAGUUAUGCUGGAUAUGGCACAGGAGAACAUGCACCUGGAAUCAGUGAUCCAACUACUGCAUCCUACAAGGUGGCCCAUUCUAUAAUCAAGGCCCAUGCUGAGGCUUGGCACAUUUAUGACAAGAAGUACCGUUCUCAGCAGCGUGGCCAAGUAGGGAUAGCAUUAAAUUCAGAUUGGGCUGAACCUAGCUCCCCUGAUAUUCCACAAGAUGUUUUAACAGCUGAUCGAUACCUGCAAUUUAUGUUGGGCUGGUUUGCUCAUCCUAUCUUUGUUAAUGGUGACUAUCCAGAGGCCUUAAAAACUCAGAUAAAAAAAUAUAAUCAGGAAUGUCCUUCUGCUCCUGUCCAACUUCCAUCAUUUACAGAAAGAGAAAAACAACAUAUAAAUGGCACUUCAGAUUUUUUUGGUCUUAGUCACUACACCUCUCGACUAAUCAAUUCUACCACUAAUAAAACAUGUGUUUCAAACUACAAUCGCAUUGGGGAUUUUUCUCCACAGAUAGACACAUCAUGGCGCCCGACUGCAUCUCCAUGGAUAUAUAUUGUGCCCUGGGGAUUACGAAGGUUAUUAAAUUUCGUCACCCAGGAAUAUACAGGUACCAACAUUCCAAUUUACAUAACAGGAUAUGGUGUGCCAACAGAAUAUGGUGGCCCUGAUUCAAUAAAUGACACCAUAAGGAUAGAGAAUAUUGCUGCCUAUAUUAAUGAGGCACUGAAGGCUUCGAUUAUGGAUAAUGUUGAUCUAAAGGCAUUUACACUAUGGUCACUAUUGGAUAAUUUUGAAGGUCCACAAGGAUACAGCCAAAGAUUUGGGCUUCAUUACGUAAAUUUUGAAGAUUCUAACAGACCCAGGACUCCAAAGGAAUCAGCAUAUUUUUAUACACAGAUAAUCGAGAAUAAUGGUUUUGUUAACAGCUCUUCCAACAAUUUAAUUCAGACCCUUAUUCCCAACAACAAUGUUAAAAGAUUGAGGAAUUUGCCAGCAUCUGAAGUGCCCUCAAAGGCUAAAGUUGUGUGGGAGAAGUUUUCAAGUCAAGAGGUUAUGGAAAGGGACAAGUUCUUCUAUGACACAUUCCCAGAAGGAUUUGAAUGGAGUAUAUCCUCUUCGGCUUAUCAAGUCGAAGGUGGGUGGAAUGCUGAUGGAAAAGGACUUAAUAUCUGGGACAAUUUCACACAUACGCCCAAUAUGGUCCAGAAUGGUGACACUGGAGAUGUUGCAUGUGAUAGUUACAACAAAAUUGAUGAAGAUCUUUACAUGCUCCGAGCAUUGAGAGUUAAAAACUACCACUUUUCUAUUUCAUGGUCUCGUAUUUUCUCCAAUGGAAGAAUUGAGUCACUGAACCUUGCAGGUGUUGAUUAUUAUAACAAACUAAUUGAUGGUCUUCUUGCAAGCAAUAUAACACCAAUGGUAACACUUUACCACUGGGAUUUACCUCAAGCUCUUCAAAAUAUUGGAGGUUGGGAGAAAGAGGAACUGGUUGACCUGUUUAAUGCAUAUGCUGAUUACUGCUUCAAAACUUUUGGUGAUAGAAUUAAGUUCUGGAUAACAUUUAAUGAACCCUCUGUAUUCAGCUGGGAAGGAUAUGGCACAGAUUCCUUUCCCCCUGCUUUAAACAAACCAGGCAAUCUUCCAUACACAGUGGCACAUGUGGUGCUGAAGGCUCACGCCAAAGCCUUUCACACAUAUGAUGAUAAAUACAGAAGUACACAGAAAGGCUUAAUUUCUAUCAGCCUUAAUGCAGACUGGGUGGAACCCAAGACAAUUAAUAACAUCCGAGAUAUAGCUGCAGCUGAUCGCUACCUGCAGUUUAUUUUGGGCUGGUUUGCACACCCCAUUUUUAAAAAUGGGGAUUACCCUGAGGCAAUGAAAUGGCAGGUUGGAAACAAGAGUGAACUGCAACGUCUAUCAGCUUCAAGGCUUCCUCAGUUUACAGAGAAAGAGAAAGCUCUUAUCCGUGGUACUGCAGAUGUUUUUUGUCUCAGUACAUACACCACGAAAAUUGUACGCCAUCAUAUUGCCAAACUCAAACAGUUUUCGUAUAAAUAUGAUCGAGACACGGCUGAAGAAUUUGACUCAAGUUGGCCAACUUCAGCUACUAAGAAAUUAAAGGCUGUAGCCUGGGGCUUGAGAAGACUACUGAACUGGAUCAAGGAAGAAUACAACAAUCCCCCUAUUUACAUAACUGGAAAUGGGGUAGCAACAAAGCCUACUUCCACUGUGGAUGAUACAGACAGAAUAUUCUACUACAAAACGUAUAUCAAUGAGGCUCUAAAAGCUUACAAGUUGGAUGAUGUUAAUCUUAAAGGCUACACAGCUGCAUCCCUCUUGGACAGUUUUGAAUGGGUCAAUGGAUACAGUUUGCAAUUUGGGCUGCAUCAUGUAAGCUUCAAAGAUCCUAACAGACAAAGAACUCCCAAGCGGUCAGCACAUUAUUAUGCAGAAAUAAUUCGUGACAAUGGCUUCCCACCUCAGAAAGAUGAUGAAUUUCUUUAUGGGGAAUUUCCGAAGAACUUUGCUUGGAGCGCGGCUACUGCUGCCUAUCAGAUUGAAGGAGCUUGGAGAGCUGAUGGAAAAGGACUUAGUAUAUGGGACACCUUUACUCAUACUCCCUUGAAAGUAGGCAACGAUGAUACUGGAGAUGUAGCAUGUGACAGCUACCACAAGAUGGAUGAAGAUUUGGCUAUUCUGAAACAACUGAAAGUCAACCAUUAUCGCUUUUCCCUAUCCUGGUCUCGCAUUCUUCCAGAUGGAACCACAGGAUUUGUAAAUGAAGUUGGAUUACACUACUACAUAAAGUUUAUAGAUGCUCUUCUUGCAGCUAACAUUAAACCUCAGGUUACGCUUUAUCACUGGGAUCUGCCUCAAGCUCUGCAAGAUGUGGGUGGCUGGGAAAAUUGUAGCACCAUUGACCGAUUUGUGGAAUAUGCUAAUUUCUGCUUUCAAAGAUUUGGUGACAAGGUCAAGUUCUGGAUAACCUUGAAUGAGCCUUACAAUGCAGCACUUCUUGGUUAUGGCUACGGCACAGCAGCACCAGGUAUUUCCAUGAGAUUAGGCAGUGCUCCUUAUAUUGUUGGUCACAAUUUAAUCAAAGCUCAUGCUGAAGUUUGGCACUUGUACAAUGAAACUUACAGAUCACAGCAGGGAGGGUUGAUUUCCAUUACUAUCAAUUCUGACUGGGUUGAGCCAAGGAACCCAUAUAAACAGGAAGAUAUUGAUGCUGCAAAUAGGCAUUUGAAGUUUUAUGGAGGUUGGUUUGCAUAUCCAAUUUUCAAAAAUGGUGACUACAAUGAGGUGAUGAAAGCACGUGUGAGAGAGAAGAGUUUGGCUCAAGGCUUGCCUAAAUCACGACUCCCUGAAUUUACUGAAACAGAAAAACAAAGAGUCAAGGGAACAUAUGAUUUUAUGGGAUUUAAUCACUACACCACAGUCUUAGCAUUCAAUACCAAUUUUGGAAAUGCUAUUCCAAUGUAUGAUGCUGACAGAGGAACCGGGACUACAGUAGACCGCAGCUGGCUUAGAUCUGGAUCUUUCUGGCUGAAAGUAACUCCAUGGGGUUUUAGGAGAAUUCUUAACUGGAUUAAGAAAGAAUUCAACAACCCGCCCAUUUACCUAACAGAAAAUGGAGUUUCAGAGCAUGGGGAUCAAGGCCUCAAUGAUACCUGGAGAAUCAGUUAUCAUAAAAGUUAUAUAAAUGAAGUUUUAAAAGCCAUUAAGCUUGAUGGAAUUGAUAUCCGUGGCUACACAGCAUGGUCAUUGAUGGACAACUUUGAAUGGGCUGUAGGAUAUGCUGACAGAUUUGGUUUAUUUUACGUGAAUUAUUCUGACCCCUCUUUACCUCGCAUUCCUAAAGCUUCAAGUAAAUACUAUUCUACAAUUAUACGCUGUAAUGGCUUCCCUGAUCCAGCUUUAGGACCGCACAAGUGUCUCCAGUUGGAAACUACCUCCAUGAAACCCGCAACAGUGAAACCCACAUCUACUAUCAAAACAACCACAAUGACAACUGACACUGGAAGGGUUCAUUUUCUGGGAUUAGAAAUAUCUAAUGUGGAUGCCACAAGUGCUUUGUAUACUUUGUUCGUUAUUUUAAUAAUUGCUGUUGCUUUGUUGGCUAUCUUUUCAUACAAAACUUGGAAGAUGAGAAGAGUAAACAAACAAAACAAACAACUAAAAUCAUCUCCUCACACAACUGAAUUAUCAAUAUGUCAGAACACUAAGUUCUGA